Molecule: messenger RNA, 3353 nt
Organism: Echinops telfairi (small Madagascar hedgehog)
Lineage: Eukaryota; Metazoa; Chordata; Mammalia; Afrosoricida; Tenrecidae
Gene: RBPMS
Product: RNA binding protein, mRNA processing factor
Exons: 7
Coding region: 16-558 (180 amino acids)
Molecular function (GO): mRNA binding
Source: RefSeq, a predicted model, not a curated record
UAGAAGUUAACUACGAUGAAUUCACAUCGGUUAAUCGACUUAGUUGGCUCAGUGGCACCCAACAUUAGGGUUCGGACGCUGUUUGUCAGCGGUCUCCCUCUGGAUAUCAAACCUCGGGAGCUCUACCUGCUUUUCAGACCGUUUAAGGGCUAUGAGGGUUCGCUUAUAAAGCUCACGUCUAAGCAGCCUGUAGGUUUUGUCAGUUUUGACAGCCGCUCAGAAGCAGAAGCUGCAAAGAAUGCUUUGAAUGGCAUCCGCUUCGAUCCUGAAAUUCCGCAAACACUACGACUAGAGUUUGCUAAGGCAAACACGAAGAUGGCCAAGAACAAGCUGGUCGGGACUCCAAACCCCAGUACCCCUCUGCCCAACACUGUACCUCAGUUCAUCGCCCGGGAGCCAUAUGAGCUCACAGUACCUGCACUUUACCCCAGUAGCCCUGACGUGUGGGCCCCGUACCCUCUGUACCCAGCGGAGUUAGCGCCUGCUCUACCUCCUGCUGCUUUCACCUACCCCGCUUCACUGCAUGCCCAGCUAACAGAUCCACCUUCGGGAGAUUAAUGAUCCCCCUCAACCCAGCUGAUGCUCCUCCGGGACUUACGAGGACCAUCUGACAGCAAUGACGUCACCACUGCCUGAUGUUUGCCCCAGACGACACCUCUCCCUUAAUGAUCUCACCCUCAUAUCACACAGGAGGGACUGGGCGAGGUUCCCUCCCCAGCUCGGCUAGCUGGAAGGCGGGUGUCACCCGAGUGGAGGCGUGGAAGGGGCUGCAGGGGAGCCGGGCCCUGGUAGCUAGAGUCGCGUGUGUCUGUGUGCGUUUCUGUGUGUUGAAAGGUGUCUUCUCUCAUGUUCUCUGAGCAUCUAGGGACCCCAAGGUGGGGGGAGUUUGGAGCACCCAGGAAGAAGUCUUAGAUAAUGCUUUACACGUGUUACGGGGGAAGAUUAAGGGAGGCGGCCCUAUUUUUAGGAAAGGGCAGGAAGGAGGUCUAGAAUGUAAUUACAGGUCAAGGUAGAGAUCAUGGCGCUAGCGGACUUGCUGUCUUAGGUAAGAAUAGCCCAAGGCUGACAAACAAACUCCUGGUCACUCCACGAAGAUGGCUGUCCAUCUGCUAAUGCUUUCUCUCCCCUCGAAGAAACGGCUUCUCCCAGCGCAGCUGCUUGUGUAAGUAGCAGUCAGGGUUCGACGUGGGGAUUAAGCACGCCUUCUUUGUGCUGCAAAGAGCGAUGAGAAACGCCCCCGGAGGCAGAAUACAGGUUUCCUUUAGUUGGACUGCAUGGGUCACACUGCUGCUCAGUGAGAAAGCCUACUUUUCUAAUCACUUGUUGGGCUAAACAGGUGGGCUUUCUUCUCUGUACUGCUUUGUGUUGAUGAUAAGACUGAAGAAAAUAAACAGCUUCCCAGAAAAUGCUUCCUUCUGACGUAAAACUCUUGCAUGUUGUACACAAUCACACACACGCAUACCUACCUACACUCGUGAGAGUUUGCAGAAGCCACUGGGUCCUCCUCAUGGUGGCCAGACGGCCUUCCGCUCUCAGCAGAGUGCCGGUGCCGGGCCCCUGGCUUCCCCGUCGGAGUCCCCAGAAGGACUGGGGGGCAGGGAGUGGAGAGGGACACCUUUGUGAAGAGAACAGCUGGUGGUAGUGCUGAGCAUGCUUCACACAGAAAAAAUAGUAACAAUGAAAGGAGCUCUCACGACCCUGGAUUCCUCAGCGGGAUUAGUUGUGCCUUUUGCUCCUGGUCCUCCCCUUUUGUCCAUGUCAUUGCUUGGUGACCCUGCAGGGUCAGGUAGCAGAGGAGGGAGGCGGGUAGGCAUGGAAAAGUAAUCUAGAAAUUGUCUGCCAGGUAUCCAUAGGUCUACACUGUGCUAGAGGUAACUACGGAGAGGACUGGAGUAACAGGAAGGGUCUGUAUCCGUUUUAUCAUCCACCCCACCCCUCUUUUCUGGGAAUGAUGUGUCCCUUCAAUACUGCUUUUCUGCUUACACGACCCAGUUGUGAAGCGGAGGCCACUGGCCCCUGACUUACAGGGUUCCUUCUGCCAUUAAAUCAAACAUCUCUUUCCCCGCCACCCCUCCAUUAUUAAUGCAUGUUUUUCACUAAUGCCUUUCAUUAUCAGUGUCUUGAUAAAUCUGUUAGUGUGUCAGAGUGAACCAUAAGAGUGAACAUCUGUGAAUAACAUGAGCAAAGUGUGCACUGCCACAUAUUAGUAAGACGCCCUACCCAAAAAACAUACCAACAAACAAAAGCAUAUCAUUAGAACUGUGAUCCUUCUCAACUCGAAUGUGUCUUCUGUCGGGGACUUAUACUACCUGUAUAAUACAGGUCAGUUGGCAACUAAGGGAAAUUGUAAUGAAUACCAUGAAAAAAUGCCACGCUUGCAUAGUCUUUUGACUCUCCAUGGCUUUGGUUAAUCAGCAACAAAGCCUGUCACUGUUUCCCUGCAUGAUCAAGAGUUGGCAAUGGUCAGGAAGGUCUGGGAACUGUGGCUUUGGGACAUGACAUCUGGGUAAUUAGCCUUUGGUUGUUCAUGUAAUGGUUGAACUCAGGCACAGUUCUGGGAAUGCGGAGGGAGACCGGCUUACAACAUCUCUGAAAUCAGAGCCUUUCCACUGAGCACAGGUGGGGAGAAAAUGCCAAGAUUAGGCUAACUCAACCAUCUGAGUGCACGAGACGCAUUGCCUGCGUUGGCAUCAUCCUCCGUGAGUUCUGUCUUAAUCUUGCGGUUUUCCCAUCAUGGAAUCCCCUUGGCGUUGCCACACCUGCCCCGGACUUGGUGGACCUAAUCUGAUCUCAGUGAGAUUCAUGUGCUCAACCUCACUUCUCCUUUGGAAUAGUCCCUGCGCAAUCUUGGGUUCUCUAAAGACUCGAGAGAAAAUGUAGCCCUUUAAAUCUGUGUGUCCAGUGUGAAAAUCAUAGAAUGAACUGGUGGAGGUUUCUCCUGUCAGCUGGUCUGACCCACUUUGCAGAUGAGGAGACAGACCUAAGAAGAUGGAAAGUAUUAUCCAAGGUCAGAAGUGAUUGAUUCUACCUGAGUAGGUGCGGGUCGGCCUAACCAACGUCGUGUUCUUUAACGAAAUGUCGGAAAGACUGCAUUCCAGUGGCUCUUUGGAUCUUUCUUCUCUAACUAGAUGGGAAGCCCCUCAGAAGAGGCCUGGAGGCAAAAGCAAGGGAAACAGGACUUACCUUCACCGAAAGGGCCUGAGAGAAUUUUACUAAUGGGAGGUCGAGCAGAGUGGGAAGGCCAAAAAGGCGCCAUCUCCCUUAGUUUCUGGAAUCUUAUGUUGUUGGAGAAACUUCUAAAUAAUGUUGCUUUCCUUAGCAAUGUUGUGCCCUGUUUUGAGACAUGGAUUUUU